CAAUUGACGCCACUGCAGGGGAGUUGCCGGGUCUUGAAAAAGAUGGAGCGACUGCAAAACGAUUGUCUUCCUUCUAUCAAGGUCUUGACUGCAGGAGACUGGCUAUGCAUGAACACAUUGCCUGCUAAGUGCAGGUGGCGUGCAGUGGUGUGUCGUUUAGGACGUGUAUUUCCAUUUCCAUUUCCAUUUCCAACCAAGCCUUGCCAUGCAAUCGUGACAAACGUACAAAUCACAACCGUAUUGGCAGGUAAUGGCGCUCGACUGCACCAGUCCCCGACUACAGUUCGAUUCACCUCUCUUCAAGCAAUUAAAAGGACUUGACACGCGGCAAUGGUUGAUCAGCGGGAGGGGUUGGCAUGCGAUUAAGGAUCGGGAUGUAGUGAUGCACGUCAGGUCGUUAUAUCAACUCCCUGACAGUGCUGUCAACCGUUCGGCAAUUCAGGUGUUCGCAAUGCGUUCGAAGACCCACGAGCGGCCCGGGUUUGACCAAGCAAACCGCCUCACGCCGUCUACUUACAGCAUGCAUCUUAACCAGGGGAAUGGAUACCGUAAUUCAUCUAUUGCACUCAUUCAGACAAUGUUGAUGGUCCACUCGCUCGUUUGGACGGCGUCUCCUUUUUGGCUAUUGCAGUGGCUAUCUGUAUCGAAUAUCAAACACAGUGGGUUGCUAGGGUUAAAUAUCAUUUGGACGCUCUUUCAAGCUCUUACCGGACUUCCGACGUAUCGUAAUCACUGUUUUGGAUGUCUUCUUAUUGAUGCGUUGUGUCUCAACCUGCAGUGCCUCCCCAAAGCUGAUCAGAAAGUUCCCAUGGAAGUUCCGGACUUUGGACCGAUUUUCACCUUCCGCAGCCCUACUCCACAAUUGCAACAUUCCUAUGAUAUGCGGACAGAUGCGGACAGAUGCGGGCGUAUCUUUAUCAGGCGUCUCGCCCCGGGCCUUCCAAUCCCGCAGUUUUAGUUCAUCGGCUGUUCCUCAAUGUCUGGUGUACUGUUACGUCCUCGAAGUCCUCCUCCACCCCCAAUAUCCCUUGCUAUCUCUGGCCCUCACCAUCUUGUUGUGUCUUGUGCUCCUUGUAGUUUUUUU
Molecule: messenger RNA, 1084 nt
Organism: Suillus clintonianus
Lineage: Eukaryota; Fungi; Basidiomycota; Agaricomycetes; Boletales; Suillaceae
Exons: 4
Coding region: 251-958 (235 amino acids)
Source: RefSeq, a predicted model, not a curated record